GCGGACCGACCCCGCCCCGCCCCGCCCCGGUGCUGGUCGGCGCGGCACCGUUCGGAUCCGACAAAGGCCGGCGCGCGGCGGCCGGCGCCGGGUGGUGUUUGCGGGGCGGGGGCGGCCCUGCCGGGCGCGUGUCGAGGGGCUCGGUUGGCUUUGACUGCGGAUCCGAGGCCUGUGGGGAAUUUGACAGAGUGGAGCCACGGGAACUUCCUUCUGAAGAAAAAUGUAAGAGCUGGUAAAGGGAGAGCUGCAGCAUUCAGCAGGAGCUGCCAAGAAUCCCAAUAUGAGAUCCACUUUAUCCUCACCCUAUUAGCAAGUAAAGCAAUGGAAGCUCAGAAGGCAGGAAAGGAAGAAACCAAGAAGCAAUAAUACAUGUCCUGGUUCACUAGAAAUAACCCUGCUCACGUGGUAUAAGAAAGAAGGUCCUGGAGCCAGGAAUUUAAUCCCAAUGGAGAAGACCUAGUCAGGACCUCACUCCGGAACGUUGAGGCCAAGCAGGAAGAGACAUAAGAUAGAACAGAUUUCAGAUUUGCUGAUCAUCUCCCAGGGAAAACAGAAAAUGAAUACAUUACAGGAGUCAUUAUCAUUUGAAGAUUUGUCUGUGGACUUCACCCAGAAGGAAUGGCAGCUACUGGACCCCUAUCAGAAAGACUUAUACAAGGAUGUCAUGUUGGAGAACUAUAGCAGCCUCGUAUCACUGGGGUAUGAAGUUAUGAAACCAGAUGUGAUCUUCAAGUUGGAGCAUGGAGAAGAGCCAUGGAUAAGAGAUGGAGAAUUCCCAAGUUCAGACUUUCCAGAAGAAAUCUGGCAAGUAGAUGGUCACAUGGUGUGGCACCAGGAUAACCAAGGCACGCUUAAAAAUAUGAAAAGAGUUCACGAAUGUGAUGCAGUUGGGAAAAAAAUCAAUCUGAGUAUGAACUUUGUUCCUUUAAGGAAAGCAAGCAAGGAAGGUGGCUUAGAUGGAAUAAUUUUAAAGCAUCAUUUAGAUUUGGUUAUUCCAAAAGCAGAUUAUGAAAAACCAAAACCAGAUGACUUUAAUGUAUUUGAUAAAUUAUUUCUCCAUACCAAGCCUGAAGAAACUGAUACAUGGUUAAAAUACUAUGAAUGUGAUAAAUAUGACAAAGUUAUCUACAAGAAGUCACAGAUUGUUAUAUAUCACAGAACCCGUUUAGGGGAGAAACUGUAUGAAUGCAGUGAAUGUAGGAAACGCUUCAACAAGAAAUCAAGUCUCAUGAAACAUCAAAGCAGGCAUAUAAGAGAAAUAGCCUUUGGCUGUGGUAACUGUGGCAAAACAUUUCCCCAGAAGUCACAGUUUAUUACACAUCAUAGAACUCAUACAGGAGAGAAACCCUAUGACUGUAGCCAAUGUGGUAAAGCCUUCUCCCAAAAGUCACAGCUUACAUCCCAUAAGAGGACACAUACAGGAGAGAAACCCUAUGAAUGUGGUGAAUGUGGGAAAGCCUUUUCCCGGAAAUCACAUCUUAUAUCACAUUGGAGGACACACACAGGAGAAAAACCUUAUGAGUGCAGUGAUUGUGGAAGAGCCUUCAGUGAAAAGUCAAAUCUUAUUAAUCAUCAGAGAAUUCAUACAGGAGAGAAACCUUUUGAAUGUAGGGAAUGUGGGAAAGCUUUCAGCAGGAAGUCACAACUCAUUACACACCAUAGGACACACACAGGAACAAAACCGUAUGGAUGUAGUGAUUGUCGAAAAGCCUUCUUUGAGAAGUCAGAGCUCAGUAGACAUCAGACAAUUCAUACUGGAGAGAAACCGUAUGGAUGCAGUGAGUGUGGGAAAGCAUUUAGAGAGAGAUCGAGUCUCAGUAAUCAUCAGAGAACCCAUACAGGAGAGAAACCCCAUGGAUGCAUUCAGUGUGGGAAAGCCUUCUCUCAGAAAUCACAUCUUAUAUCGCAUUAUAUGACGCACACAGGAGAGAAACCUUUUGUAUGCAGUAAAUGUGGGAAAGCCUUCAGCAGGAAAUCCCAGCUCGUUAGGCAUCAGAGAACUCACACUGGAGAAAAGCCCUAUGAAUGCAGUGAAUGUGGGAAAGCUUUCAGUGAAAAAUUAAGCCUCACUAAUCAUCAGAGAAUUCAUACAGGAGAAAAACCUUACGUAUGUACUGAAUGUGGGAAGGCCUUUUGUCAGAAGUCACAUCUCAUAUCACAUCAGAGGACUCACACAGGAGAGAAACCCUAUGAAUGCAGUGAGUGUGGGAAAGCCUUUGGUGAGAAGUCAAGUCUUGCCACUCAUCAAAGAACUCAUACAGGAGAAAAACCCUAUGAAUGUAGGGACUGUGAAAAAGCCUUCUCUCAGAAAUCACAACUCAAUACUCACCAGAGAAUUCACACAGGGGAGAAACCUUAUGUAUGCAGUCUUUGUAGGAAAGCUUUCUUUGAGAAAUCAGAGCUAAUUAGACAUCAGAGAACCCAUACAGGGGAAAAACCUUAUGAAUGCAAUGAAUGUAGAAAAGCCUUCAGGGAGAAGUCAAGUCUCAUUAAUCAUCACAGAAUACAUACAGGAGAGAAACCCUUUGAAUGCAGUGAAUGUGGCAAAGCCUUCUCUCGGAAGUCACACCUCAUACCACAUCAGAGGACACAUACAGGUGAGAAACCCUAUGGAUGCAGUGAAUGUAAGAAGGCCUUUUCUCAGAAGUCACAGCUUGUUAACCAUCAGAGAAUUCAUACAGGAGAGAAACCUUUUCAGUGUAAUGAGUGUAUGAAGGCCUUUUCCCAGAAGUCACAGCUCAUUAAUCAUCAGAGAACUCAUAGAGUAAAGAAGUCCUAGGAAUGCAAGUAAUAUGAAUGUUUUGCAGAUCAUAUGUCGUAUUUCAGAAAAGGCAGUUAUGGUCAGUCUUUCAGAUAAUAGUCACUUGAGCUUACAUAUCAGAGAACUCUUUUACUGUAGGAACUCUAUAAAUGAAGUUGUUUGGGCAAAACUUUCAGCCGAUA
Choloepus didactylus (southern two-toed sloth) is the source of this 2943-nucleotide messenger RNA. RefSeq names its product zinc finger protein 84. The transcript has a single exon. The record is from RefSeq and is a predicted model, not a curated record. Gene Ontology annotation, biological process: regulation of transcription by RNA polymerase II. The coding region runs from base 557 to 2779 and encodes 740 amino acids. Gene Ontology annotation, cellular component: nucleus. Gene Ontology annotation, molecular function: RNA polymerase II transcription regulatory region sequence-specific DNA binding; DNA-binding transcription factor activity, RNA polymerase II-specific. Lineage: Eukaryota; Metazoa; Chordata; Mammalia; Pilosa; Megalonychidae.